UGAUAAAACAGAUACGGCUGUCUCGCCCCAACAAUGUUUAUGCAUGCAGACUUAAUUUCACUUGGGGUGUCUGGGAUCCCUAAAAUCAUAAACCUUCAAGAACAAAGGCAUGUCCAGUCUUUUUGUAUCUAUAGUCACUGGUGGUAUACAACUUCGAUGGCGCGGCCGUCUGUAGUUGGUGAUUGGCGAUUGUAAUUAUGAGUCAGGUGUCAAAACAGAAAUGAGUAACAAGGAAGUUGGUUAAUUUACAUACGCGUAACUUAUUAAACGGUAAAUGGCAGAUACGAUGCGGAUCCCAUUGAUAUUGGUACAUGUCGUUACGGUUCUGAUCACUGUAAGAUGCAGCGACAUUACUCCAGCAGUAUUCGGGAACGUGCUCGACGGCAUGCCAGCUGCCUUCGGUGAUUUCAAUUCCGACGAGCUGACCGAUGUGUUUAUGCUGCGUAAGAACGGAACCACCGUACAAAUUUUCUUAGCUGCCGAACAAGAGCCGUUGUUAAGACCUAGCUCGGAUCUCAGCUGCACCUUUCGAAGUAUGGUCGUUAGCAUUGUACCGGGAGAUUUCGACGGAGAUGUGUUCAUGGAUGUGCUGGUAAUCACGUUCGACAAGGAAAGUAAACUAUCAUUCGCUUAUAUUUUAUGGGGUGGAAAUGGUCGUUUAAAUUGCACGAACGAAGGCCAACCGUUGAUAAAGAUGAUAGGGCAACCAUUGGCACUGGACUUUAACGGGGACAUGAUAAUAGAUUUGUUUGGCGUAAACGAAAACGGCAGCAGGACGUUUUGGGUGUUCGACCAAAGUAGAAGGCCACCCAUAGCCAUCCCGAUGGACGAAUCAACCGAACAUCUUCCACCGAUCAGUCAGCCCCAUUCGAACGCCUACUUGGAUUUGAACAACGAUUUCUUAGCGGACCUGGUCGUCAGCACGAGCAAGUGCUUCGAAAUUUGGCUCGGUACCGAGCAAGGCUUCCGGUUUCACGAAACGAUCCCCUUCCCCUAUAAUAUUUCUCUGCCACACUUUGAAGGCAAGCUUGGACAAGCUUUGUAUCUGGACGUCGAGCUGACCGGAAAGAUGGAUUUGCUUCUGCCUCUUUGUUUCGACGAGGAAUGUACCAACAGCACGAUCAUGAUGUACUCGGACAAAUGGUACAAUUUACAAGUAAACUUCCGGGACGGUAACAACGCGCUAUGGGGCUUCGUGAAGCCUGAUGGCCACCGGUACACCGACACCAUUACUCUUCGCGGCGGUGACUUCAACAUGGACGGUUAUCCGGAUCUAUUGGCGACGUUAAAGUCGACCGUUAGCAAGCAAAAGCGUUCUUAUCUACUGGAGAAUGUCGCUUGCUACUCGUGCGUUGGUUUCACCCGAAAAUUUCAAGUGAAAUGGCAAGCGUUAAAUCCGUUUCACAACGAAACGGCUAUGGCGGUGUUCUACGACUUUUACCAAGAUGGAAUCUUGGAUGUUAUCUUGGUGGAGGCAGGCAAGAGCAACAACACCUACAGUACAGCGGCUUUCAAGAACAGUUUGGAUUACGACGCGAACUUUGUCAAAGUAAUGGUCCUCACCGGUCGGAACAAUAGCUUGUAUCCUAUUUCUCCGGGUUCUCUGGGCAAAAAGAAGAGAACUUACGGUACGAAUCUUCCUGGACCAUCGAUAGCUUAUCGAACUACCACUCAAGACGGUAGUCCUAGAAGCGCUAUAGCCGCUCAACUACCCCAGAGUGCCCACUUUUCCUUAAACUUACCCUACACGACCUUUGGUCUCGGUAGAACACCAAACUUUGUCGACGCUUUAACUAUCGGGGUCGGUGGAAAAUCUCGAGAGUGGCCACAAAUCAUUCCAAACUCUCAGAUGGUAGUGAUACCGAAUCCGAUCGCGGAACCUUGGCGAUGGAAGGCGCAAUUGUUCGUAACUCCUAGCAAAUUAAUUUUAUUAAGCGCUGCUGCAUUGACCGGCACUUGCGGCCUGAUAUCGUUGAUCAUCGUCGCUUUGUAUUGGAAAGAGCGAAGAGAGGACAAGAUCGAGAAGCUUCAAGAGGCGCAUAGGUUUCAUUUCGACGCGAUGUGAAGGUUUAAAAUAAAUCUAUAAUUCGUCGUUAGCUUUUAGUGAAUGUAUUUAAUCGGUCGACUCGUAAGUUAUUUCACAAACAAUAAAUAAAUAAAUACUAAUGGAUUAA
This is a messenger RNA of Osmia lignaria (orchard mason bee), 2174 nucleotides long. Its product is annotated as T-cell immunomodulatory protein. The record is from RefSeq and is a predicted model, not a curated record. Gene Ontology annotation, cellular component: plasma membrane. Lineage: Eukaryota; Metazoa; Arthropoda; Insecta; Hymenoptera; Megachilidae.